This is a messenger RNA of Brassica napus (rape), 2919 nucleotides long. Its product is annotated as probable LRR receptor-like serine/threonine-protein kinase At4g30520. The record is from RefSeq and is a predicted model, not a curated record. NCBI's taxonomy places the organism in Eukaryota, Viridiplantae, Streptophyta, Magnoliopsida, Brassicales, Brassicaceae. Gene Ontology annotation, molecular function: ATP binding; protein kinase activity. Bases 231 to 632 code for a protein of 133 amino acids. Gene Ontology annotation, biological process: protein phosphorylation. The transcript has a single exon.
UUCGGGUAACAAUAAUAUUUGUGGAUAGAUGAGUAUUCUUUCUCAGUUUUUAUCAAUAAGUUGUAUUUUUAAAUAAUUUUUCUUAAAAACUGCUAUUUUUGAAAAGUUUUCAUUUUGUAGAGAAUGAGUAUUCUUUCUGAGUAUAAGUCUUGGUUAAAUCUCAUUCCCAUUGACUGUUUUUAACGAGUUUUUUGUUCACUGUUGUAGCAAAACCGGCAUUGGACUGGAACAUGAGGAAGAAGAUUGCGAUUGGAGCAGCAAGAGGUUUGACGUAUCUACACGAGCAAUGUGAUCCCAAGAUCAUUCACAGAGAUGUCAAAGCAGCUAAUAUACUCUUUGACGAGUGCUUUGAAGCUGUUGUUGGUGACUUUGGGCUUGCGAAGCUCCUCAACCACGAGGAUUCUCAUGUCUCGACCACGGUCCGUGGCACCGUUGGUCACAUUGCACCUGAAUAUCUUUCCACAGGUCAGUCUUCUGAGAAGACCGAUGUGUUUGGGUUUGGUAUACUCUUGCUUGAGCUCAUAACCGGAUUGAGAGCUCAGUUUGGUAAAACCGCUAGCCAGAAAGGAGUUAUGCUUGAAUGUGUAAGCAAUAAGACUCAUAAUCACACUUUCUUGAUUACAAUCAACUGAAUCAAACUUUGGUUUAGGUGAAGAAACUGCAUGAAGAAAUGAAGGUAGAGGAACUGGUGGACCGAGAACUAGGGACAAACUAUGAUAAGAGUGAAGUCGGAGAGAUGUCGCAAGUGGCUUUGCUAUGCACACAAUAUCUUCCAGCUCAUCGUCCUAAAAUGUUUGAAGUGGUUUUGAUGCUGGAAGGAGAUGGUUUAGCUGAGAGAUGGGCUGCUUCGCAUAACCAUUCACAUUUCUACCAUGCCAAUAUCUCUUUCAAGACAAUCUCAUCUUUGUCUACUACUUCUGUGCCAAGGCUUAAUGAAGCACAUUGCAAUGAUCCAACUUACCAAAUGUUUGGGUCUUCGGCUUUCGACAAUGAUGAUGCUGAUCAACAGCCUUUAGAUUUGCUAGCCAUGGAACUAUCGGGUCUAAGAUAACACACAGAUAGAAAGAUAUCAUCUUUCUAUCAAACUACCCAAGGAAGAAGCUCUACACUUAUUAGAAUAUAGACAUGUAUGAUAAAAUUUCUCCACAGUUUGAGAUUCUGUGGCGAUGUAUGUAUAUAUUUUGCUUUAACGGUAAUGAUGACAAAUGAAGAAAUAUAUGAGACUGAUUUGUUUGACUCUUCUUUUGACUAGAAUCUGUUUUGCUCUCUCUCAAAUGUAUCAUUACUCAUUUGAAGGAUGAGAAGUUUGCUCUUUUUGUUGUUACCCGAAGCUGGUCGUUGUCCUCAAAUAAGAACAUCUCCAGAUGUAAACAUCAUUUUUUCUUUAAAAUUUGACUUAAAAAAAUGAAAGGAAAUAACAUGUUCUCGAUUGAUUUGUUUCAGUUUUUCUUUAUUAAAGAAAAUUCUAAUUACCAUUUUUUCAUUAAACUAUUAAUAAAACUUUAUACCUUUUCAAAUUUACUGAUUUUAUCCAACAAAACGUAUCAUUUAUACCUGAUAAAAUGUAUUAAGUUUUCAUAUGUUUUUGAUCGUUCUGAUUUAAUUCUACUUUUGUGAUCUUCUCUGUUUAUUUUUGUUCUCUUCCUCUCCUUGUUGUAUAUCUAUCUAUAUUUUUGCAUCAGUAGUGAUUCAACUAACAAAAAGAGACGACUAUGUUUAUCCAGGAACGGACCAUCUCUUUCGAAAAAAGUAAAUUUUUUUUAUAUAAAGUUAAAUAACUUAUAAAGCAUAUAAUAUAAGAUGUGUAUGCUAAUCAAGUGCAAUUUAUUUAUUAUGCGUGAUCCUCUUCGGUACGUCUGAGAGCCAAAGGUAAUCUCAAAGCUUUUUAAAAACUUUGAAAUUCAUUGACGUUGUCCUAUCAAUAAUAUAAUUUGUUAUAUUUUGGGGAAUGUUUACAUCUUUAAAUAUUUUUGUUAGAAUUACAUCUUUUCUGGCUCAAAGCUUAGAGAAGGAAAUCGUAAAUCAUCUAUGUUGUUACAAUGAAACCAAUGAUAAUAAAUCUCAGGUAAUUCAAAUCUCUCUUAUAUUUCAUGGCUGAUUUUUUAUUGGGGUUAUGCGUGAAAUAUUUGUUUUUUCUCAAUUAUAUUUUUCUGAUGUUUUAAGAUUAGUGUUAAAUGUGAUCGUUUUCUAAACGUUCUAAUGUAUUCUUUGUUCAUAUGGACAUAGUAUAAAUAUCAAUAUGUAACAUCGAAUCUUUCAUAUUAGCCAUAUACAUCUAACAUAAGUAUUAUAUAGUUGUAAUAUAUGUAAUUAUCAAUUUAAUAUUAAUGUUAAUGCCCGCACAUGCGUGCGGGCGGUCCACUUAGUUUUACCAUUAAAAAUGAAAAAAUUAAAAAUAUUGUAAUAGGAGGAUAAAUUUUCAAAAUACAUUUUAUAAAGUAAUGUAUAAGCUUCUAUAAAUGACUUAGAACCUCUAAUAAGCCAAUAUAAAUAAUUUUAUAAAUGUAUUUAUAAUUUUAUAAAUGAUUUAUAAACCAUGCAUUGAAUUAUUAGACAUUAAUAGUUUUUAUGAUACUUUAUAUACAAAUAUAAUUCUUUCUAUACGAAUAUAAAAUCAUUAUAUCAUUUCAAAUAAAUAUUUUUGUUUAUUAUUUUAUGUAAUUUAUAAAUAUAUAAAAAAAUUGAUCGCAUUAUUACUCUUUCAUAGUUUCAACAAUUAGUUACCAUAAAUAAUUAUUUCUAAUAUUAUGUAGAUUAUUUGGAAAGUGGUAAUUGAAUUAUCUUUUCCAUUUAGAUAUAAUUAUAAUAAAUAAAAUUAAAAUCAUCGGCCAAUCAAAUUAUAACAAUUUGAAGAGUUCAUUUAUGGUCAACAUGUAAUAAAAAAUCACUUAUGUGACUUCUCAAUCAAUAUAUAGUAGG